GAGGAAAAAAAGGAGCACCCCAGAGAAUGCUGGGUUGUUCCCUUGACUGCUUACACUGUGCUAAUGAGGUGUCUCCGGGAAGGGGAAGACCGGGUAGUGAACCACUUGGCAGCAAAGAUCAUUGAAAAUGUUUGCACUACUCUCUCAUGCCAUGCACGAGGAUUUAUUACAGGAGAAAUUGGACCUGUCUUGUGGUACCUUUUCACACAUUCUACAGUAGAUUCUCUGAAGAUAACUGCUGUUUCGGCUUUAUGCAGAAUUACUCGUUACUCAGCCAAUGCUUUCCAGAGUGUCAUUGAAAAAGUGGGAUUAACAGCUGUACUAAAUUCCUUGGCAAAUGGAAUAUGCAAAAUUCAGCAGUACAUGCUCACCAUGUUUUCGGCAAUGUUGUCAUGUGGGAUUCAUCUACAGAGGCUGAUUCAAGAAAAGGAUUUUGUGACUACAGUUACUCGUUUACUUGAAAGUCCUUCAACUUUUAUUCGAGCAAAAGCCUUUCUGGUCCUGCUACAAGUUUUAAUUAAUAACAGGGAGAUGUUGCUACUCAGUUGUCAAGCAAGACUCGUGAUGUAUAUUGAAAGAGACAGCAGAAAGACCACACCAGGAAAAGAGCAGCAAGGUGGCAGUGAAUACCUGUCAAAAUGCCUGGAUCUUCUCAUCUAUCACAUAGUGCAGGAGCUGCCAGGAAUUCUAGGUGACAUUCUCGCUGCCUUAACUAAUGUAUCUGGACGUAAACACCCAUCAACGGUUCAGGCCAAACAGCUGAAGAUGUGCCUUCCCAUGAUGCCUGUAGUGCUUCAUCUUGUAACAUCCCAGGUAUUUCGUCCCCAGAUAGUCACAGAGGAGUUUCUUUUCAACUACGGAACCUUACUUAAUUUUAUUAGAUUGAUAGAUUCAGGAGAAACAAACUUGGAUGGAGCAAUAGGGCAAGCUGCAUCAGAAGAAUUUAUUAAGACUACUUUAUCAACCUUUGAAGCAGUAACACAACAUCCUGUCUUGCUGACAAUCCAUCGCUUGACUGUUGAAGACUGUGUCCUCCCACCACUAGUUUCUUUGGUCCACAGUCAGAAUGUGGAAUGGAGACUCUUCAGCUUGCGGUUGCUCUCAGAAACCACAUCACUGCUUUUAAGCCACGAGGUCAUGGCUGAGGAGAAAGGGGAGAGCCUCGACUCAAACAGCAAGCUUCUGUCUCUCAUUAGAGAUUCAUUGCUGCCUCAGUAUGAGCAUAUUCUGAUGGCUCCAGACCCAGUACCAUUGUAUGCUCUGAAGCUGUUGGUGGCCCUGACUGAACACAGCCCUACUUCUGUGAG
Molecule: messenger RNA, 1307 nt
Organism: Antrostomus carolinensis (chuck-will's-widow)
Lineage: Eukaryota; Metazoa; Chordata; Aves; Caprimulgiformes; Caprimulgidae
Gene: ULK4
Product: unc-51 like kinase 4
Exons: 12
Source: RefSeq, a predicted model, not a curated record